Messenger RNA from Drosophila willistoni, 459 nucleotides. Its product is annotated as calmodulin-3. Gene Ontology annotation, molecular function: enzyme regulator activity; calcium ion binding. NCBI's taxonomy places the organism in Eukaryota, Metazoa, Arthropoda, Insecta, Diptera, Drosophilidae. The record is from RefSeq and is a predicted model, not a curated record. The coding region runs from base 1 to 459 and encodes 152 amino acids. The transcript has a single exon.
AUGGAGCACAAUAAAAAAGUACUAAUUGCUGAACUGAAGGAAGUCUAUACCAUCUUAACGGAUUCGGGCUUAUUGACCAUUAAGAAAUUGAGAGAUUUGAUGGUCGAGUUGGGUCAUCCAGUCACCGAGAUUGAACUUAAGGAAAUGAUCAAUGCUGUUGAUGAGAAUGGCCAAUUGCAGAACAAUGGGCAAUUCCAAAUCGAUUUCAAUAGUUUCUGUCGUGUGAUGCUAAUGGCCGAACGUGAGGAACAGCUAAAGAAGUUUGUCAAAAUUUUCGAUAAGGAUAAGGAUGGUUGUUUGAAUAAAGAGGAACUGCGUCAGGCUCUGACGAGGACUCUAGGCGAGGAGAUAGAUGUGGCCAUUAUUAAUGAAAUGAUGAAAGAGGCCGAUACCGAUGGAGAUGGACGUUUGAGCUAUGAUGAGUUGCUACGCAUGUUUAGCAAAUAUAGUACAAUCUAA